Hansenula ciferrii is the source of this 2469-nucleotide messenger RNA. RefSeq lists its product as uncharacterized. The record is from RefSeq and is a predicted model, not a curated record. Gene Ontology annotation, molecular function: zinc ion binding; DNA-binding transcription factor activity, RNA polymerase II-specific. The transcript has a single exon. Lineage: Eukaryota; Fungi; Ascomycota; Saccharomycetes; Phaffomycetales; Wickerhamomycetaceae. Gene Ontology annotation, biological process: regulation of DNA-templated transcription. Bases 1 to 2469 code for a protein of 822 amino acids.
AUGAAACCGACGGCGUGUAUAGGGUGUCGUCUCAGAAGAAGACGCUGUGACAGGAAAACCCCCAUCUGCUCCAGUUGCAGCGAGCUCAAGAUCCCAGUGGAGUUGUGUAUCUAUAAAGACCUUCAUUCAAAUAAAAAGACAAGCAGUGGGAAAGAUGUACUAGAAGAAGUAAUUGCUGAAAAGAUACAACUGACUCGUGAGAAGUUCAAAUGGAAAAGGCUUCUAGAGGCUCAAUUACAAAAACAAACCAUUUCAAAUCAUUAUAGAUAUGAUAUGAAAGCGCAUAGCAACACCAAUAAAGUUGAAUAUAAUCAUGAUGAUGGAAUAUUACUGAAUAAAGAUUCUAUAAAUUGGAAUGGUCUAAAUAUAGAUUCAAAAGAACCUAAACCCACUAAUAUAUGUGGAUCAUUAUCUUGGGGUUCAUUAAUGGCUGUUGAACCAAAUAUGAAAUCCAUGUUAUCUAAAAUUGAUGAAGUUAUAAUUAAUGAAAAACAACAUAUAAAAAAUGCUCGUGAUAUUGUGGAAGCUCCUGCAAAAGGUAAUUACUUAGUAACAAAGAUUAAAGAAAAUUUAUAUUUGCAUACUUUAUUUGGUGAGACUGUUUUCAAAUAUGAUAUGUUGAUUGAUAGUUUAUUUAGGGAUAUUGAAUCAAAUUUACCUAAUGAAAAGGCAAUACGGCAUAUUAUAUCACAUCAAUGUAAAGUAAGUCCUUUGGAACUUGUUGGUUGGAUGGGGACAGAUGAAGAUAUAGUAUUAGAGAAACUUAAUUCAGUCAUAUCAUUUAAUAAAAAAAAUGGUUCUGCAAAAAUUCAUAUAAAUUCAUUUGAAGAUCCAACAAAAAUUGCAAAUUUAACAUAUGUACUAUCAUUUUUAAUUUUACCUGCAUAUUAUAAAGAGCAAUUAUCAUCAACAAAGAGAGAAUUAAAUGAAUUCUUAAUGGCUGAAUAUACUGAAUUAUUAACAUACAUUUUCAAUAGAAUUUCACCAGUUGAUGGAAACUCUUUACAUAUUUUCCCUCAAUUAACUCUUGAAAGAUUACAAAGUUGGUUAUACAUGAUUUUUUUCUUUAAAUUUACACCAAGUGGAAGAACAAAUGAUAAUGAUAAUCCAUUAGAUAUAACAAUGAGUAAAACUUAUGUUAUAAACCUUUGUCGAGUUAUGGGAUUAAAUACAAACAUUGAUGAAACUUUUUCUCAUCUUAGUGUUCAAUAUAGGAAAUCAAUGAAAUCAUUUUGGCAUUUAUUACAAUAUAUUGAUGCUAUGGAAGUUUUACAAACUGGGUUACCUCCAACAAUUAAACCUUCGGAAAUUAUUAGAUAUGAUGAUUUAUCAAAUGUUGUAUCUGAAACUACUUUAGUAUUGAAUAGAAUCCUUUAUAAUUAUAAUACAAUGGAUUUUGGACAAAUUAAAGAUCCUGAAAUAUUCAUAAAGAUUAUUGAGAAUGAAUUCAUCAAAGAUAUUGAAGUAUUACUGCAAACAGAAUAUGGUUCAUUAGAAGAAGAAUUAAACAUUUUGAAAUUUAUUGAUUUAGAUGAUCCACAAUGUUCAAAAGAUUUAUUAAAUUAUUCCGCAAGAUUUACUCAAAGAUUCCAUAUAUAUACAUUGAUGCAAACACUUUAUUAUUUUUGUUACAAAAAAUUAGAAUCAUUUGAUAAAUAUUCUAAAAGAAGAAUAAAAUUUGGUAUUUUAAGUAUGAAAUAUUCUUCAUUAAUAAUUUAUUUAUUACGUGAAUCUUUUAAUAUUUGGAGUACACAUAUCAAACAUCCAAAAAGUUAUGAACGUGGUGUAUCAGAAUGUGCAAUGGGUUGUUAUCCUCAUGUAAAUGUUAGUGUUCGUACAGUGUUUGCAUGUGCUGGUGGGAGAUUAUUUCAAGGUUUACCAAUUGAUGAUGCAUCAGUAAUGAAAAAUUUUAUAAUGGGUAAAAAAAUUAAUGAAGAACAAUUAUUAAAUGAAAUUUCAUUACAAGAUGAAUUUAAAAUUUUAUUUUCUUUAAAAGAUUUAGAAGAUUUAGAAAUUGAUCAUGAUGAUUUAAAAUUAUUUGAAAAAUUUUCUAUAUUGGCAAAUCAUAAAUAUAUUAUUUUUAGUUUUAGUAAAAUGAUUAGUGAAAUUUCCACAAAGUUUUUCCAAGAUGAUUCAAACAAAACAGUGGGGAGAUUAAAUGUUGUGUUUUUUUACUUGUUAAAGAUUACAAGUUUUUUCUUAAAUUCUUCAUUUACAAGUGAUGGUAAACCAAUUGAAAAUGAACAUUUUUAUAUUGGUUUUAAAGAUCCAUUGAAAAAAAAUACAGGUAUUAAUAAUUCAAUAAAGAAUUCAGAAUUUACAUUUGGUCAAUUAUUUGAAGAAACUUUAAAUACAUCAUCAACAAAUUUUGAUUUUCAAGAUUUUUUCAAUUUUACAAAUUUUAAUGGAUUUGAAUCAAAUGAAAUUGAUGAUUUUUUAUUAAAUUGUGAUACUGAUUUUAAGUUUUAA